This is a messenger RNA of Microplitis mediator, 943 nucleotides long. RefSeq names its product dephospho-CoA kinase (gene Dpck). Gene Ontology annotation, molecular function: ATP binding; dephospho-CoA kinase activity. Gene Ontology annotation, biological process: coenzyme A biosynthetic process. Lineage: Eukaryota; Metazoa; Arthropoda; Insecta; Hymenoptera; Braconidae. The transcript is spliced from 3 exons. Bases 106 to 810 code for a protein of 234 amino acids. The record is from RefSeq and is a predicted model, not a curated record.
GCUUUUUCCUGAGGCAGCUUAGCUAUAAAAAAAGUGUAGCGUAACUCCAGCACUCGACCAAACACUACUGCCAAAUGUCCAUUUAAUUAUUUAAAAAUAUUAAAUAUGUUUAUUGUCGGUCUAACUGGUGGAAUUGCAACCGGAAAGAGUACCGUUUGUAAAAUAUUUCGUGAACAUGGAAUACCUGUAGUUGAUGCCGAUGUAGCAGCUCGUAGAGUUGUUGAGCCUGGAAAACCAGCUUGGUGCAAAAUAAGAAAAGAAUUCGGUGACCAGGUUUUCCAAAAUGAUGGCUAUCUCGACAGAAAUAAAUUAGGCGAUUUAAUUUUUGAUGACAUCGAGAAAAGACGUACAUUAAAUUCAAUAACACACCCCGAAAUCUAUAAAGAAUUAUGGUGGGAAACUUUGAAAUAUUUGUACGAAGGAUAUCCAUUUAUUGUCAUGGACCUGCCAUUAUUAUUUGAGUCUGGAAAAAUGUUCAAUUAUUUGUAUAAAAUAAUUGUCGUUACUUGUGAAGAAGAACAACAGCUUGAACGUCUGAUGACCAGAUCAGGAUUCGAAGAAUCUAAAUGCCGACAACGAAUUGCAUCUCAAAUGCCUCUGGAUAAAAAAAUAGAGCAGGCGAAUUUCGUGAUUGAUAACUCUGGUACUCCAGAAGAAACAAGGAACCAAACAAUUAAAAUAAUAAAUCUUUUAAAAAGCUACAAGCAGCACUGGCGUAUUCGCUUCACAAUCGGUGUCUGCUGCGCUGUUCUAGUCGGAGGAAUUUACUGGCUGACAACACGAUUUUUUAUGACAGACCGUUCGCAAUGACAAUUGUAAAAAAUAGUUACAUAUUUAUUAAUUCCAUUAUCAUUAAGUUACAAUUAAAUAUUUCAUUAUUUAUUAGUUCAAUUUUUUUUAAUGCACGUCUAUGAUUAAGUAAAUAAAUUCAAAAUAUAUAUAA